Messenger RNA from Penicillium nucicola, 1773 nucleotides. RefSeq lists its product as uncharacterized. Bases 1 to 1773 code for a protein of 590 amino acids. Lineage: Eukaryota; Fungi; Ascomycota; Eurotiomycetes; Eurotiales; Aspergillaceae. The record is from RefSeq and is a predicted model, not a curated record. Gene Ontology annotation, cellular component: plasma membrane. Gene Ontology annotation, biological process: intracellular iron ion homeostasis; copper ion import; iron ion transport. Gene Ontology annotation, molecular function: ferric-chelate reductase activity. The transcript has 4 exons.
AUGCAGAUGGAAUCAAGCACUGGCAUGGUCCCGUGGCUGGACCAGCCUGUCAUGCUACACUCGAGUCGUGAUGCGGGUGAAUGUACAAUGACUCCAGAGCAGUGUGCACUCAAGAGUGGUUACUGGGUGUUUUGGUAUGAAGCCGAUCAUCGUUAUGCCCUGCCGACGGUUGCGUUCUUCCUGGUCGCAAUAAUCCUUUUCACCAUUUCUCAUAUUGCUACAAAGGCGGCACCACAAAGCCUAGCACACAAUUCGAUAUGGUCGCGUCUGGUGGCAGCAUGUCGCUUUCUCUCAUAUAAGAGCUGGAGAUUUGGGGGCUGGAAUACACAUUCUCUCGGUGUUUGCUUGCUGGGUGGCGCUGGCGCGGUUUUCUUUUUGGGAGAUCAGCUACGGCAACUCCCCCCUAUUGCUACCCGUGCUGGAUUCUUAGCUCUCGCCUGCAUGCCUUUCCUAAUUAUCCUAGGUGCCAAAGCCAAUCCUAUCACAGCAUUAACUGGAAUUUCCCACGAGAAACUAAACAUCUGGCACAACUGGGUAGCAUGGGCAAUGUUCAUCCUAGCAUUAAUCCACACAUUCCCAUUCAUAGUCUUCCACGCCUGGAAAGGCGAUCUUGUUGCAUCUUGGAGCGAGGGCGGAGUCUGGGUAACAGGUGUGGUCGCGCUUAUAGCGCAAGCAUGGUUGACAUUGAUGUCGAUUCCUUGGAUCCGAAACCGCUAUUACGAAUUCUUCAAAGCAACACACUACUUCAUGGCACUUGUCUUCGUGAUCUUCUUCUUCUUUCACUGUGACUUCCGCAUGUCCUCCUGGGACUACUUCAUUGCCACAGCAGUUAUCUACAGUCUCUGUUGGCUAUACUCCCAAUGCAAAACAUAUCUCGAGCACGGCUUCCGACACAAGGCUAGUCUCGUCCCUGAAACCGAGGACACGCUUCGAGUCACCAUUGAAACCAAGAUGGACUGGACGCCGGGCCAACAUAUUUUCCUCCGUUUCAUGACCUGUGGUGUUCACGCGUUCACGGCCCACCCGUUUACCAUCUGCUCAGUGCCCCACAAAAACAAGAACAAUCAGCUCGUGUUCUACGUCAAGCGACGCGGUGGAUUGACUGGCCGACUGAUGAGUAUGGCGCGGAAGACGCCCGGUGUCCAAGUGCCUGUUUUGCUGGACGGGCCGUAUGGGGGCAUCCCCGAGGACAAGCUCGCAGACUCCAACAAGAGUCUCAUUAUUGGGGGUGGUGCCGGUGCAGGAUUUACGCUUUCAAUGCUGGAGGACUUCGUUCGAUACUCUCCUUUCCAUGAAGGAAAGGCUGAAAUGAAGGUCGUGGUCGCCACACGAGAUCCCGGAAUGCGCGCAUGGUUUAUCCAAGCAUUGGAAGACAUGGCGCUGCGAAAUUCUCAACAAGGGGUUAUUCCAGGUGUUUCUGUUCACAUUCACGAGACUUAUAGUGAGCACCAGGUUAUUGAUACGAAGACGGCGACUGAAACAGUCAUUUCGGAUCUGAAAUCCGAAGAUGAGAAGACCGGCAAUGAAGCUGUUCGGGAGACUACUACCGUCGAAAUGUUUGGUAUCAGCUUCUUCUCCGGUCGUCCGGAACUACCAGCUUUGAUCCAGGAGUUCUCCAGUGAGGAUGGUGUUUCUGUUGGUGUGGUGGUGUGUGGGCCUUCGUCCAUGACCCAUGAUGUGGGUGAGGCUGGAUCUGCUGCUCAGUAUAGAAUUCUUACCAAGGAGAAUAAUUGUGCGAGGGAGGUUUGGCUCCACACUGAGAGCUUUUCGUGA